Xenopus tropicalis (tropical clawed frog) is the source of this 1670-nucleotide messenger RNA. NCBI's taxonomy places the organism in Eukaryota, Metazoa, Chordata, Amphibia, Anura, Pipidae. The record is from RefSeq and is a predicted model, not a curated record.
CUACACAAAAGAAGCAAGCGGAGUCAAACUCACUAGGGGACAGUUCAAACCUUUAAACUAAUAUUCAUGUGCAAUUAUAGACUCCACAUUAUACACAAACUCGCAAUAAGGCUGAUAGCUGUCUAGCACCAGGAAUGAACAACUCUGUUUAUCUUAAUAAAGUUAUACACACCGUUGGCGUCACUUCCGGUAUUUUCUGCACACUUCCGUCCUCUCUCGCUCGUCGUACGGCUCUUUGCCUCUUACUUCCGGUUUAGAAUCCGGAGUGGGGGAACGUCGAGUUUGAGGUGCAAGAGGUGUUUGAUCUUGCUUGUAUCCUCGACAAUCCCCAACCAUGGAUUUCCAACACAGAGCCGGAGGAAAGACCGGCAGCGGAGGGGUGGCUUCUGCAUCUGAAAGUAACAGAGACAGAAGGGAGCGACUCAGACAACUUGCUUUGGAAACUAUUGACAUUAAUAAGGAUCCAUACUUUAUGAAAAACCACCUUGGCUCUUACGAAUGCAAGCUUUGCCUCACCCUACAUAAUAAUGAGGGGAGUUAUCUGGCUCAUACACAAGGAAAAAAGCAUCAGACAAAUUUAGCUCGCCGAGCGGCCAAAGAAGCAAAGGAAGCACCAGCACAACCUGCCCCAGAAAAAGUAAAGGUAGAAGUGAAGAAAUUUGUCAAAAUUGGUCGACCUGGAUACAAGGUGACUAAGCAGAGAGAUCCAGAAAUGGCCCAGCAGUCUUUGUUGUUUCAGAUUGACUAUCCUGAGAUAGCUGAAGGUAUCAUGCCCCGACACCGCUUUAUGUCUGCAUACGAACAGAGGAUUGAGCCCCCAGACAGACGAUGGCAGUACCUGCUGAUGGCUGCAGAGCCCUAUGAAACUAUUGCUUUUAAGGUCCCAAGUCGAGAAAUAGACAAAGUGGAGGGAAAGUUUUGGACACAUUGGAACAGAGAGACAAAACAGUUUUUCCUACAGUUCCACUUUAAGAUGGAGAAGCCUCCACAAGCACCCACUUUGCCUCCAGCACCACCUGGUGUUAAAAGACCUGUUCCUCCAGCCAUCAAUGGGAUACAAGCACGUCCUCCAAUGCCUGAGAAUAUGCCGCCUCCUCCUCCAGGAGGACUGCCUAUGCCCCCAAUGCCACCUGGGACACCUGCACCUCCUGUACCGCCACCACAGCUUCCACCUGCCCCAGUUGUUCCUCCUCCUGGGGUGCACCCUCCUGUGCCCCCACCUUCUCUUCCUCCUCCUGGCGUACCACCACCUGGUGUACCACCACCUCCUAAUCCUGCUGUGCCUCCACCUGGUGUUCCACCUCCAGGCAUUCCUCCUCCAGGCAUUCCUCCUCCUGGUGUACCCCCACCACCUGCCCCAGGAGUGCCUCCGCCCCCUGCACCUGGUGUGCCACUCCCUCCAACGCCAGGGGUUCCACCUCCUCCUGCCCCAGGGGUACCUCCUCCACCAGCGCCAGGUGUACCACCUCCAGCACCUGGUGUUCUCCCACCUGGCCCUAUGCCUCCAAUGAUGAGGCCACCUUUACCUAGCGAUGGACCAACAAAUAUUCCUCCACCCCCUCCCACCAACUGAUGUAUUUCUUUUUCAAAGAUAAGCAUAUUUUUCCCAGUUUUUUUUAUUUGUGGUAUGUUUUAAAUCAUUAAAAAAAAAUCCCACCUUUGAAAUAAUA